Molecule: messenger RNA, 990 nt
Organism: Podospora bellae-mahoneyi
Lineage: Eukaryota; Fungi; Ascomycota; Sordariomycetes; Sordariales; Podosporaceae
Gene: SEN34
Product: tRNA-splicing endonuclease subunit
Exons: 1
Coding region: 1-990 (329 amino acids)
Biological process (GO): tRNA-type intron splice site recognition and cleavage; tRNA splicing, via endonucleolytic cleavage and ligation
Cellular component (GO): tRNA-intron endonuclease complex
Molecular function (GO): tRNA-intron lyase activity; nucleic acid binding
Source: RefSeq, a predicted model, not a curated record
AUGAUAUCUGGUUCUCUCUCUUCAUUUUAUGUUAUGUACAAAACCAUUCAAAUGAGUUUCUUUCUAACUUUGUUUACAGAUCAGUGUUGUUUCAAGAUGGCCACUUCUACCUCUACCCCAACCCACCCUCCUGUCCGGAUCUCGCUGAUCGCAGGCCGGUACCUCGUCUUUGACAUUGACGCGGUGAUGGUCUUGAGGCGGAGUUUUGGGCUCUGCGGGGUGCUGACAGGCACGAUGCCGCAGAACCCUACGCAGAACUUGUUUCUGAGUAUGCCGGAGGAGCUGAGGGCGGAGGAGGCGAGGUUGGUGGUUGAUAGAGGGGCGGGGUAUGUUGCUGAUGAGGCGGGUGAUCAUUUGAGGCUUCUCAAGGAAAUGAGCUCGGGUGUAGGGGAGAAGAGGAGGGAGGUGUAUUUGAGGGAGCUGAGGGAGAAGAGGGUGGCGGCCAAGAGGCUGUUUGAUGAGGAGAAGGAGGCGGUGAGGAGGAUGCAUGAGGGUAAGAGGGGGAAGGGGAAGAAGAAGGUGCAGAAGGUUGAGGAGGGUGGUGGUGGUGGUGACUCGCUUUUUGAGACGGCGACUGCUGUGCAGCCUGCGCCCAAGGAAGCCCUACCUGCCAUUACGCCUUCGACUAGCAAUGCGAUGCUUGAUCCGGCGGGCACUAGUGGUGCUAUUGCUGAUGAGAACUUGCCUGAGCCGUCUGCUUUUUACAGGGAGCUGAACAAACGAGGCUAUUUCACCACGCCGGGGCUCAGGUUCGGUGGAGGGUAUUCGGUUUAUCCGUCUGAUCCCUUCAAGUUUCAUGCUCAUUAUUUGAGUAGCUGUUAUGGAUGGGAUGAGAAGAUUCCGAUGUUGGAUAUUGUUACUAGUGGACGGCUGGGGACAGCGGUGAAGAAGAGUUUUAUGUUUGGGGCGGAGAGGGAAGAGGAGGAGGGAGGGAAGAAACGUGGGAAGGGGGAGGUGAGGAUGUUUUGUGUUGAGUGGGCGGGCAUGUAG